Molecule: messenger RNA, 2852 nt
Organism: Platichthys flesus (European flounder)
Lineage: Eukaryota; Metazoa; Chordata; Actinopteri; Pleuronectiformes; Pleuronectidae
Gene: nt5c3a
Product: 5'-nucleotidase, cytosolic IIIA
Exons: 8
Coding region: 572-1456 (294 amino acids)
Cellular component (GO): cytoplasm
Molecular function (GO): 5'-nucleotidase activity; magnesium ion binding
Source: RefSeq, a predicted model, not a curated record
AAAAUUGCAAUACUUCAUUUUCCUCCACCCAUAAGAUGUAGACAGUUAUCUGUCAUAUAUAUAAAUCAUGUGACUCUCAGUGCAUAGGUUCUCAUGUCACAACACGAGCAGAUAUACAGGCUCCUCAUCCCAGACCUGGUUGAACACACAGACACACAGUCGCUCCCUGAGGCAGCUGCACGGAGCCGGCAGGUUUGCAGGUUUGACUCUCACCUUCACAGCCGCUCUGAUCAAAUCCAGUUCCACGUGUCUCCACUUGCUCCAUUAUCCAGAAAUGAAGCCAGAAUAUGGAUUAACAUGAACAUUUAGAGACAGAGACGAUGAAAGCUUCCCCUUACACACAUGCGUUUGUGGUAAUCCUGAGUCUGAUGCUUUGGCGUCUUUGGGAGUCUACAUGUUUUUCUUUACCUAUUAUGUUCUCUACCUGGUUUAUAAUAAAGAUGAAAGUUCAAUAAACAUCCUGGUUAGUUAGUAUUCAUCAAAGAUCAAUUACCUUCACCGUCCUCCUCAGUGACACCGUGUUCUCACACAGCGAUCCUCCAACUCGUCAGGCAGACGUGAUGUGAACGAGAUGAAGUUACAUGAAGCUCCCUGCAGGAUGCCUCAGUUUGAGAAGUCGACGGUCCACAUGAGGGAUCCCGAGCGGGUGGAGCAGAUCAUCUGUGGUCUCAUCAAGGGAGGAGCUUCCAAACUACAGAUCAUCACAGACUUCGACAUGACGUUAAGCAAGUUCGCCGUCAACGGGAAACGCUGCCCCACGUGUCACAACAUCAUCGAUAACUGCAAGUUGGUGACAGAGGACUGCCGACAGAAGCUGCUGCAGCUGAAGAACAAAUAUUAUCCCAUCGAGAUCGACCCUCAACUCACCAUGGAGGAGAAAUACCCAUUCAUGGUGGAGUGGUAUUUCAAGUCCCACACGCUUCUGGUGGAGCAGCGGAUAGAGAGAGACAAACUGGCCGAGGUGGUGGGCGAGUCAGAAGCUGCACUCAGAGAAGGCUUUGAGCAGUUCUUCGACCGGCUGCAGCAGCACAGUGUCCCCGUCUUCAUCUUCUCCGCCGGCCUCGGGGACGUCCUGGAGGAAAUCAUCCGCCAGGCCGGAGUCUACCACCCCAACGUCAAGGUCGUCUCCAACUUCAUGGACUUCGAUGAUAACGGCGUCCUGAAGGGCUUCAAGGGAGAGCUGAUCCACGUGUACAACAAACACGACGGCGCCCUGCGGAACACAGAGUACUUCAAGCAGAUGAAGGAAUACUGCAACAUCAUCUUAAUGGGCGACUCGCUGGGGGACCUCAGCAUGGCCGACGGCGCGCCCAACGUGGAGAACAUGCUCAAGAUCGGCUUCCUCAACGACAAGGUCGAGGAGCUAUUGGACAAAUAUAUGGACUCUUAUGACAUUGUACUGGUGAAGGACGAAACUCUGGAAGUGCCCAACGCCAUCCUCCAGAAGGUUCUAUAACUCCUCCCACAAGCCCCCCCCUCCAACGACCAGUACUCCCCUCUUUCUCCCAGUCCUGUGGCCUGUCUGUAAUUAACCCUGGUCCCAGCUGCAGACUGGUACCUGUUGAAUACUCCACUCAUCUUCAGACACCCCCCCCCCCCUCCCCCUAACACACACACACACACGUGAUGGAAGCCUUUAUUAAAGCCCCCGAGAAUGAACAGUUUUAAGUUGCCUGUCACUUAUGAGUUCUGUCAUUUAGAUUUCUAUUAAAUUAAAGAAAAACCAAAAGUGAGUUUUGAAAAAAUAUAUUCUCCAUUUUUCUAAUUUGCACAUUAUUGUUAAUAUUAUUAUUCCUGGUUUUUAUUUUUCCUAUGGUGAUGAUUUUAAACCAUAAAUCAGGUGCCCACAGAUGUACAGUGUUUUUCUUCUACUUUUCCCAGCAUGCACCUCCUGUCUGUUUUCAUUACGCUGCAGUGUCGUGGGAGAAGUUCAAACAAGAACAAAGAACUCUGGGAAAUGUGACUCAUUCUUAUGGAAUGUGUUUCACAGUACCAACCCCCCCGACACAGUACUGGUUUAAUGAAACAGGGGAUUCACAUCACCAGAGGGAAACCAGUGAAUCUGAACCUCCGGUGAUCCUGAUCUGUGGGUUUGAACCGGUUCAUGCACUGAAACGCUAUGUUUACAUGAGACUGUUUUAAUCCCAGCGUUUUCUCAUUUAGAUUCAUAUCAACACACGAGAGACAGGAAUCUGUUCAGUCACUGACAGAUUCAUGUCAUAUUUAAAAUUGUGUAUUCAUGGGCCUCAAUAAUCCAGUGUUCUCCUCUUCAGUGUUGCUCCAAAGUUAAAAAAGAGAAUAACUAACUUGACCUUUAGUUGAACAGCAGGAACCACAAGAGGGAGAGAAUCUCCUUCCUGCAAUUUCUUAUUAAAAAUGAAAUGAUAUCACAGUCUAUCUCUAGGGUUGUUUAAGGCGACACGAGGAGACUCACUGUGGCCCAGUUAAACCAUCUGUCAUCCUGUGGCUGGAACUCAACCCUACCUCUGAUCUAUAUUUUAAUUUUGUGAGGUUCAAAGCUAAAACAAUCUCACUUUGUCUCAUGUUGUGUUGUUGAAUGUUCUUUAUCGGGACUUUGUGUUUGUUUUUAAAUGUGCUGCUAUCACCCGCAUGUUGCCUUUUCUUAAUGUUAAAUUUAUGUAAAAGAAUAUAAAUAUACAUAUAAAUAUUUAUAUCAAUAAUAUGGGAAUACUGUCAUACUGUAUAUGUGGGCAUCAUAAGGAAAUGUAUAGUACUUCAUGGCAUUUGGAGAUAUUUCCAGUAUAGACCGGUGUGUGUGUGUGUAUUUUUAUAAGAUUUCUUGUCUUCUUUGAGUGUUUGAACUGAAAAUGCAAUAAAGAUUCAUUUUGUGA